GGCCUUUUCAAAGGCUGGGUUUCAUUUUAACAAAAUUGGAAAGCCGUGCAUAUUUGGAAUGGCCAGAUCAUCCUGCACCUAAAUGACUUCACCUGUCCAGCUGGGUACAGAAACGGGCUUCUGUCUUUUGUCCCAUUCUUUCAUCUGGCAGUCUCUUCUGAGAAACCUUGACUUUGUUGUCAGAAAAACACUGAUUAGCAUGAGAUCAGAUAGCAGCUGUGAAGAAUGAAAGCGUCACUACCAAUCUCCGGCAGCGUCUGAUAAGGAGAAAUGCACCUCCCUGCGUGCUGCCAAGGUUUAUGGAGCAGAAUUCCCUGACGCCACUGCCCUCACUGCCUGUGCGUGCAUCUGCUGUGGGGUCAUUUCCUUAUUGGACUUGGCUGGGGACCUCCUGAGGGGUGGAUGGGUCAGGACUGGGUAAUUUGGGGAAGGUAUUCGUGGUGUUCCUGUUUGCAGUCUGUGUCCCAGUUGGAAGAGAUGCUUUUAGUGCAUCCAUUAAUCCAGACAUGAUUAGCAAGGGUGUCUCUCCCAGGUAAGAGUUGGUGCGUCUCUUCUGAGUGUCUUUCUCAAGUCUGUUACAAAGAGAACUUUGGUUUCUCAAGGUUUAAGAAUUAAUGUCAAAGAGCAAUUUAGUGUUCGAGUCACCAGCCUUGCUGUGGAUGAUUGCUGAGUCCUCGGAGGUUAGGGCCACAGCACAAUUGGUGGGCCGUCUGUUCCCCACCCUGGUGGAGACUUUCUCACCCAAAGAAAUGUAUUCUGUUAGUAUGUCUCAAUUAGAAUAUUUUAGUAGGAGACAGUUAUGGCUCUUGUUUUAAUUUGUAGUGGAUGAUUACUGUAGCAGGAUCAAGGUUGAGACUUGCAGCGUAGCUCAUGUAAAGCAUUGAUUUUAAACACCCAAAAUAUAUUGCCAGCUUCGUUGCCGUGGCUCCAAGGGACUAGGAAUGCAUAUGUUGUUUUUUGUUAUUAUUUUUUAUUUUUAUUUUUGAAACAAGAGUCUCGCUCUGUCACCCCGGCUGGAGUGCAGUGGUGUGAUCUCAGCUCACUGCAACCUCCACUUCCAGGGUUCAAGCAGUUCUUGUGUCUCAGCCUCCCGAGUAGCUGGGAUUACAGGCACCCGCCACCAUGCCCAGCUAAUUUUGUAUUUUUAGUAGAGACGGGGUCUCACUGUGUUGGCCAGGCUGGUCUCAAACUCCUGACCUCAAGUGAUCUGCCCACCUUGGCCUCCCAAAGUGCUGGCAUUAUAGGCAUGAGCCACUGUGCCUGGCUGCCAUGACCAUUUUAAAUGUGGCAUUGAAUAUCUGCUUUUUUUUUUUUUAAGGCAGUACAGACGUCACCCCUCACACCUCUGUUCUGGGGCUGGUCUGGGCUGGCCAGGAGGGCUUCCAGGCUCGAGGCCGCGUCUGAAGUGUUGUUGGACAAUGUGGAGCUGUGACCCCUUGGUCUUUGGGGACGUGGGGCACCUUGAGAUGCCCACAGUCUUGCGAGGGUUUAUGGCUCAGUGUGUGGCUGCUGCGAGGUAGCUGUGGGCGGGGAGGAAGGAGAGCAGGGUCCAUCUGUCCUGGUGUGGAAAAUGCCCAAGAAAGUCAAGAAAUGGUACAAAAAAUCAUCAUCUGCCCUGGUGCCAUUUCUGUUUAAAAAAAAAAAAAUCACUCUGCGUGCGGUUCUGUGCUUGAGGAGGAUAGAAAAUACCUAGAAAGACGCACAAAGUGUUCUCAUGGGGUCAGCACCGGGAAGUGGGAUGGGAGGCUUGGGAGUGUGUGGAAAGGAGGACAUGGUGUUAUUUUGUUCUGUUUUAUUUGGUAGAGCAAGUGAUCAAAGUGAAGCUUGAGUGAUUGGCGCAGCUUGGCCUGGCCAUGGGUAGAUCCCAGCAUGUCCCGCCUCCCACUGCAGCUCCGUUUCUCGGUCACGGAUGAGACAGGUGGCCUGAGGCUGUGGGCGGAGGAGGGGCAGCCCGGUGUCCCCAGCAGGUGAUUGUCCAGGCUAUUCUUGGGCCAGCCUGAGGGAAGGGGUGGAGGAGAGCUGGGAGGGUGCACAGUGCGCCCCCCCGCCACCCCACCCCGGGACUGGAACUCAGUUCUCAGCCUCGGGCUGGGAGGUGAGCCCAGGCUGCUGUCGAUGGAGGAAGAUGCCGAGGAAGAUGCCCUCAGGAUGGAGGAAGAUGCCAGUGGAGUUUGGUCAGCAGCCAGCGUGGUCUUUCCCGCAGGGGAUACGCAGUGCGCCCACUUGCAGGAAAAACGCUGCUUUAGUUUUUGAAUUUUGCUCAUUCUGUUUAUCGUGCUGCUCAUGCUAAGAUUUGGAUAUCGUUGGUAGGAAUCAGUGUCAAUUGCAUACAGUUGACUCUUGUACCACACAAGCUUGAGCUUUGUGGGUCAACUUAUAUGUGAAUUUUUUCAACCAAACUCAGGGAGAAAAUACAGUGUUCCUGCCAUGUGAAACGUGUGUCGGAGGGCCGACUCUGUACACGCAGGUUCGGCAGGUCCACUUGUGGGGCGUGAGUGUGCCUGGAUUUGGUGUCCAUGGGGUCCUGGAACCGACUCCCUGAGUACAGCGAGGCCGUUUGCAGUAGCAGGUGGUUUCUUUUGUAGUUUCCCCAUUGGUUUCGCCCCACACCAUCUCUCUCAUGCCGCAGCUGCUGCUGAUGAUGACUGAUGACCUGGGUGGGCGAUGCCAGGCCCCCUCUCAGCUCAGGCCACUUCCUUGGAGAGACUCCUGUGCUAAGGGCACCAUUUAGCAAAAGUCCAGAUUUUGGGAUACGGAAAAUUUGGGGGACGUGAAUUCACUCAAAUAAAUGUUCAAAGUUGGCCUCAGAGCCUUGCGUUCUUGUUUUAUAAAAGAUGCACCUUUUGGGGGAAAUACUGCUUAACAACAUUUAACUGGAAAGGCACUGAAACAAAGUUAAGCUUUUUUUGCAUAAUACCUUCACGUGGAUACGGAUUUUCAUAUAAUUGUAAUUGUUACUCAUACAUUCUACUAAGUCUUCUGCUAUUUUUACUUAACGACUUAACAUACUUGUUCAUUCAGUCACGAGUUUGGUUGUUCCACAGUUUGCUGGGGCCUCCCUGGGACCUGAGCACAGUGCUGGGGAUGCAAAAGUAGGUGGUUCCUGAUGGGAUCGUGUCCACGUUGGUGGCUCUGCUUGUAAGGAGUCCACGUUGGUGGGGGAGGCCGACUGGUGACCGGAACCCACGCUGUGACGCCAUCAUUGGUGUGAUGCAGGUGAGGACAGGGUCUGUAGAUAUGCGUGGAGGACGGUGGUCCCAGACCUGGGCAGGUGGAGGUGCCCCUGAGGCCCCCAGUGGACAUUGACUGAGUGUGGCGAGAGCUGGCCAGGAGAGAGUUUGGGAGGUGUGGGAGAGACAAGAGCAGGAGGGGUGGCAGGGGCUAGGAUGGAAAGGGGCUUCUGCAGAAACGGGGGCUGGGGCCUGAGCCCUGGCACCGGGAGAGAUGGAGAGAGGGCAGUGCCGGCUUUGGAAGAGAAACAGCCAGAGCUGUGUAGCCUCGGGGUCCUGCAUGGACACACCCUCAGCUUCCCCCGUGAGGCCCACGAAUCCCAGGGGGAGUUUGUGUUAUGCCACGGACCUCUCACAAGUGGGGGCUGAGGCAGAACUGAGGACAUCUGGGUUCCAUGGUGGAUCAGCCAGGAUUCUGGUUGCAAAUUACAGAAAACAACUUAAACUUAUGCAGGGAAGUGAGCAUGAGGGGGGGUCGGCCCAGAGCACUCUGGCCAGAAGCCAUCUGGGCUCUAAGGCUGGGAGGCCCCUUGCCAGCUCACGUGCUGUGGAAUGGCUUCCCCGCCUCCGGCCCUCGGCAGGUGGAAGGUGCUGCCUGGCAGCCCCUGCAAACUGAAGGGGCCCACGUCCCUCCUGGCUCUGCAUCCCAUUCUCAGGGACACGGCUGUCAUGGGGGGACCAGCUGGGGCAGGGGAAGAGUAUAGGGAACCCAGUAGAAGUGGCCGUGGACUCUCUUAGGAACGAUAACCGGGUCACCUACCAUAGAUGAAGAUGUUGUCGGCCUGCGUUCUUCUCGUGUUGGUCUGGGGCGUGUGGCUGCCGUGGGCUGGCGUUAUCCACAGCCCCGGUCUGGGGCUUGCAGUGGCUGUGGGCUGGCGUGGUCCACAGCCCCGGGCACCAUGGUCCCUGGCCCUGAAAUCGCAUCCAGUGCUGUGUCACCUCGGGCCAGCUGUCUCCUGAGGGGAAGGGAACAGGGAACAGCCCUCCCCGUGUGGCCUCCCCAGCACCACCCACCCCGCAGGACCUCCAGUGUUGACUCUGCUGGGGUCUUCUCUCUCCUGGGGGGUCCUUGUCCCAACGGGAGGACUCCAUGGGCCGCAGGAGGUGUCAAGCUAUUUUCUCUCCUGGAACUGGGUUGCUGGCAGCUCCCAGAUGCAGGAGGAAAGGCUCAGAAUUGCCUUCCUAAUAAGGAAUUGUUGAUGUGAACUUUGGACGGCAAACACUGCUUACAUUUCCUUUUCCGUUUUGAUGUGUUAAUGGUGUGCGGCAACGCCGUGACGCACGGGGACGCAGGUGACGGGCACCCCCCCACAAGGGGACCAUGCACCUGUUUGAUAAUAAGGCAUGCUUCUCUUACUGCAAAUAAAAACUUCAAUGGUUUUCUGCCAGAAAGACCCUGUCUUUUAUGUAGGAUACAUAGAGGAUCAUUUGGCAAGUGAUUGGGGAUUUUGGGUUAAACUAAAAAUAAAUUAAUUUCAUUUUAUAGCACUCUGAACACAUUUGAGUUAAUUAUUCAUCGAGAAUUUGAAUAGCACACACUGUUCUGACUUCCGACUUCCCCCAAUGAAUGGCAUUUGCUGUAACGUGACAAAACCCUGAGUCUUAGAAUUAUUGGGUAAUGUGAAAAAAGGAAAAGUUGGUUCUCUGUUGUUUUGCUUUAAGGAAAUUAUAUUAUUUUACAGUCACUUAGUUUUCUCCUUUCCAAUAAGAAAAAUUGCUUUCUUACUACCUGAAAAUUCGUGAAGGUCAAGGGGACACACCCUGCAGUGCAUUAAAAGCCACCAUCAAAUGUGGACCUGGACUCAGUUUCCCUCUGUUCCCUCCCACCCUCAAAUGUGGACGUGGACUCAGUUUCCCUGUUCUCUCCCACCAUCCAAUGUGGACGUGGACUCAGUUUCCCUCUGUUCUCUCCCACCCUCAAAUGUUGACGUGGACUCAGUUUUCCUCUGUUCUCGCCCACCAUCAAAUGUGGACGUGGACUCAGUUUCCCUCUGUUCUCUCCCACCGUCAAAUGUGGACGUGGACUCAGUUUCCCUCUGUUCUCGCCCACCGUCCACUGUGGACGUGGACUAAGUUUCGCUCUGUUCUCUCCCACCGUCCAAUGUGGACGUGGACUCAGUUUCCCUAUGUUCUCUCCCACCAUCCAAUGUGGACGUGGACUCAGUUUCCCUCUGUUCUCACCCACCCUCAAAUGUGGAUGUGGGCUCAGUUUCCCUCUGUUGUCUCCCACCAUCAAAUGUGGACGUGGACUCAGUUUGCCUCUGUUCUCUCCCACCAUCCAAUGUGGACGUGGACUCAGUUUCCCUCUGUUCUCUCCCACCCUCAAAUGUUGACGUGGACUCAGUUUUCCUCUGUUCUCGCCCACCGUCAAAUGUGGACGUGGACUCAGUUUCCCUCUGUUCUCUCCCACCGUCAAAUGUGGACGUGGACUCAGUUUCCCUCUGUUCUCGCCCACUGUCCACUGUGGACGUGGACUCAGUUUCGCUCUGUUCUCUCCUACCGUCCAAUGUGGACGUGGACUCAGUUUCCCUAUGUUCUCUCCCACCAUCCAAUGUGGACGUGGACUCAGUUUCCCUCUGUUCUCACCCACCCUCAAAUGUGGACGUGGACUCAGUUUCCCUCUGUUCUUGCCCACCCUCAAAUGUGGACGUGGACUCAGUUUCCCUCUGUUCUCGCCCACCAUCCAAUGUGGAUGUGGGCUCAGUUUCCCUCUGUUCUCUCCCACCAUCAAAUGUGGACGUGGACUCAGUUUGCCUCUGUUCUCUCCCACUGUGAAAUGUGGACGUGGACUCAGUUUCCUUCUGGUCUCGCCCACCAUCCAGUGUGGACGUGGACUCAGUUUUGCUCUGUUCUCUCCCACCAUCCAAUGUGGACGUGGACUCAGUUUUGCUCUGUUCUCUCCCACCAUCCAAUGUGGAUGUGGACUCAGUUUCCCUUUGUUCUCGCCCACCGUCCAAUGUGGACUUGGACUGUUUCCCUCUGUUCUCGCCCACUGUCCAAUGUGGACGUGGACUCAGUUUCCCUCUGUUCUUGCCCACUGUCCAAUGUGGACGUGGACUCAGUUUCCUUCUGUUCUCGCCCACCGUCCAAUGUGGACGUGGACUGUUUCCAUCUGUUCUCGCCCACCGUCCAAUGUGGACGUGGACUCAGUUUCCCUCUGUUCUCUCCCACCGUCAAAUGUGGACGUGGACUCAGUUUCCCUCUGUUCUCUCCCACCGUCCAAUGUGGAUGUGGACUCAGUUUCCCUCUGUUCUCUCCCGCCAUCAAAUGUGGACGUGGAUUCAGUUUCCCUCUGUUCUCUCCCACCAUCCAAUGUCGACGUGGACUCAGUUUCCCUCUGUUCUCUCCCACCGUCAAAUGUGGACGUGGACUCAGUUUCCCUCUGUUCUCUCCCACCAUCCAAUGUGGACGUGGACUCAGUUUUGCUCUGUUCUCUCCCACCAUCCAAUGUGGACGUGGACUCAGUUUCCCUCUGUUCUCUCCCACCAUCCAGUGUGGACGUGGGCUCAGUUUCCCUCUGUUCUCUCCCACCAUCCAAUGUGGACGUGGAUUCAGUUUCCCUCUGUUCUCUCCCACCAUCCAAUGUCGACGUGGACUCAGUUUCCCUCUGUUCUCUCCCACCGUCAAAUGUGGACGUGGACUCAGUUUCCCUCUGUUCUCUCCCACCAUCCAAUGUGGACGUGGACUCAGUUUCCCUGUUCUCGCCCACCGUCCAAUGUGGACGUGGACUCAGUUUCCUUCUGUUCUCGCCCACCAUCCAAUGUGGAUGUGGACUCAAUUUCGCUCUGUUCUCUCCCACCAUCCAAUGUGGACGUGGACUCAGUUUCCCUCUGUUCUCUCCCGCCGUCCAAUGUGGACGUGGACUCAGUUUCCCUCUGUUCUCUCCCGCCGUCCAAUGUGGACGUGGACUCAGUUUCCCUCUGUUCUCUCCCACCGUCCAAUGUGGACGUGGACUCAGUUUCCCUCUGUUCUCUCCCACUGUGAAAUGUGGACGUGGACUCAGUUUCCCUCUGUUCUCUCCCACCGUCCAAUGUGGAUGUGGACUCAGUUUUCCUCUGUUCUCUCCCACCGUCAAAUGUGGACGUGGACUCAGUUUCCCUCUGUUCUCUCCCACCGUCAAAUGUGGACGUGGACUCAGUUUCCCUCUGUUCUCUCCUACUGUCAAAUGUGGACAUGGACUCAGUUUCCCUCUGUUCUCGCCCAGCUUGCCACCAUGGCUCAUUUCACUUUCACUCAGGAAAGGAAGAAACAUUGUUUUUAAUAGGUAUGAAGGCAGUUGUUUUUAACCUAAGGAACAGAACAUAAUUCUAGCAAUGGAAAUUACCAACCGAGUCUGUGUGAGGUUUGGAAGAAAAAAAGGAUUUUCACUUCCACACUCUGUGUGUGCCCACCUCCCCCAGUUGAGAGUCACAGAUUUAAUUACUUUAAUUUUGAGCUUAAAAUAAUUUGACAGCCUAACAAAAACUACUACAGUCCUAUAAAAUUCUGCUUGUGUGUUUGGUUUUUCAGUUGCUUGGCUUAAUAUGGUGAAUGAAUGCAUUAUGAGUUGUUAUUUUAGUAAUUGCUAUAAAAAUUAAUGUACGUUAUAGCCAAGUGUUAUAAAAUUAAUUUAACAGCAAAGUAAAACUAAAGCUGCAUUGAUUUCUCACUGUACUUGUGCUUAAAGACGGCUCCAUGAGGCAGGCCCUGUGAUCCUGCAGGCCGGCAGGAGCAGGUGCUACCUGGCUGGUGCGGUCGCCACCCGUCCCCUCUUGCUGCCAGGCAGCUUUGCAGUUUCCAGGCUAUGGGGGAGUCGAGGCGGGUGGUCAGUAAGAGACAGUGGGGAGUUGGGUGGUGCAGGUUGGCGUGGGGUGGAAGGAGGCGUGGAGUGUGGGUGUGGAGAGCCUGGGGGAGGCUGGACAGCAGCUCCAGUACCUGCACAGGGGGACAGGGUGCGGGGGGCACGGGGCAGUGAGUCGCUCCUGGAAACAGCCCUUGGGGUUUUUAUAGAUGGGCCUGUCGUCAGCUCUGCACCACAUUCCUGCUGGGGCUGGGUGGAGAGUGGAGGCCUCGAGCAUGCGUUUCUCCAGGUGAGGGCCCAGCUGACACAGCCAGUGUUUCCUGGAGGCCCCUCACCUGGGAACGUGCCCCUGCUCUUCUCAGAACAAAAUAAAUCUUAAACUCUACACAUCACCUUUCCAGAAAGUGUUUAAGUCUGUGUGCCUGUUAACUCACCUAAAUUUAAAGAGUAAUGAUACAAUAUGCUUCUUUUUAGGGGAGAAAACUUAGCUGAUUUAAAAGAUAAAAUCAGAGGUCGGGGGACGCAGCAUUUUGGGGGAGACAGGGUUUAUGUCCUAGUGGUCAGCAGUGUUUCCUGAACUAUUGUGUUUGCUCUAUUAUUACAUUACAGAAGUGACACGUCAAACCUAGGGAAAUAGGCAAAAUAGCCCCCCCCAUUCAGAGAUAAACGUUAUCAACAUAUUCAUGCACUUCCUUCUGUUUUUGCUGUUUGCUUUUUAAGACCACGUUCAUAGGAUGGGUAUAUAAUUGUUUACAGUGACUUUAAAAGCACCUUUCUUGUUAAAAAGAGUAUUUUUUCAUUCUGGAAAAUUUAGACAACAUGUUUUGUUUAAAAAUUACUUAUAAUACCACCAUCAAGUCAUCAAUGUUUUUAUACAUUCUCUUGGUCUCUUUAUGGACUUAAUAUAUACAAUUUAACAGAUGGGAAAUAACAUAAUUUUAUGAGUAAAAUGUUUCUUGGCGUUAGAGAUGGAGCAGAGAGGAGGCACAGGGCUUCCUGCUGGCUGAGGUGUGUGGCCAGGGUGUGACCAGUGGCCUCCCAAGUUUAGGGUCUGCAUGGAGAAGGAUUUCUAAAUCACCUUACACCACACCCCCUGCAGCCGUGUGCCACUUUGAUAAGGGGGUGUACUCUGAUAGACUUUUCAAGACAAGACUCUGCUGGAUCUGAGGCUGUUUUGGCUGCUUCUGGAGACUCAGCUCUGGAACGUUCAUGCCAGCUCUCCCUCAAGACCCCACGGAUGCCAUGUCCUCAUCUUUUGGAAUCCAGUGUUGUAGAGGAGAAGUCUGAGGCCAGUUUGAUUUUUGCUUCAUGGUAGGAAACUGAUGUUUUCAGGCUUUUCCCCUUUAUUUCCAUGAUGAAGAUGAUGUCCCACCUCAUCCGGAGGGGUCUUUCUUGUCUUGUCGGGAACAUCCAGCUUUUAGGUGCCUCUUCAGGUCCUCAGUCCCUUUCUCACCUUCCUCACAGUCCUCCCCAUCUCAUCCAUCUUCACUGUAAUUCGGUUAUUUUUUCAUUUUUAUGCUCACUUUCCCAUGCGACUUUUGUUCUUGUUUCACAGAUGCUGGUGCUAAAUUGUAUGUCUGAGGCCCAGGGGCCGUGUUUCAUUCUGUCUGCCUCUGCAUGUACUUUUGAGAAGUAGGGGCAGGGUUGCCCCCUAGAUGCUGUUUCAGCUGGACCUGCCCAGGCUCCCUGAAGUGGGGGCAUUGGGCAGAGCCCAUGUGGCUCUAUGGUGGGCCGUGUUGCUGAACCCUACGUCUGAGAUUUGGGGGCCGUGUUUCAUUCUGUCUGCCUCUGUGUGUACUUUUGAGAAGUGGGGGUGGGGGUUGCCCCCGGACGUUGUUUCAGCUGCACCUGCCCAGACUCCCUGAAGUGGGGGCGUCAGGCAGAACCCGUGUGGCUCUACGGCGGGCCGUGUUGCUGACAGAGCAAGAAGCCGCGCUCCCAGGACGCGCCUGCAGCUGUGGGCAAGUCUGGGAUUGUGAUGGGAUCGUUUCCUUCUCUAAAAUACGUCUCAACUAUUAUCCAGAGGGUUGGCUGUAGGCUUUCAACAGCUUCACUCUUCUUAGUGACCAGGAGACAAUUCACUAAACAGAGUUGCUGUCAGGGUUUAAUUAGUCAGGAGUUUCUGCCAGAGGCUGGCGGGACAGCUCCCUCUGCAAGCCUCCUGCAGCCUCCCCAUCCCCACUCUUGGGCCCGGCCACCUGCCUUGGUCUGCAGAAGGUGCACAUUCUCUGUUCUCCUGAGGGGCUCCUGGACUUCAGGACAGCCUUGGCAAGCUGAUGUGUAACUCCCAGUCUCUUCUCUUUUUUAGUAAGGAAUACGCUCACGGAAUCCUGACCUUCUAGAUUGUUUCAUCUUUUUAAAACAGCCGCAGCUUCCUAAGCCACCUUGUGUCUGAGUGUGAAUCACUUAUUAUUUUUCACUGCAGAAUGAACAGAACUGGAAUCAUAGGAUUUAGAGGGUGAUAAAAAGACAGAGGUUAGGAUAUUCUAUUUUCUCACCUCUUCCAUACACUUUUUCCUUAAAUACACCCUCAUACGUCUGUGAAGUUCUUCCCAAUUCUGUAACUUCACUCCACCCUCAGGUGGAACAUUUGUGAACAGUAACAAGUAUUGAUGUGUGCAACUCUGCAACCCAGCUGGAAUUAAUGCUUUUUAUUUAUCAAUGGAUGGUCAUUGGAUGGCCAGAGGGAUUCCCUGUGCAUUGUGGGGGCCCAGUGCCUGCUUGUGAGUGACAUGGACAUAACGAGGGUUAGGGAAUCUCAGCCUCUGUGAUUCGAGUAGUGACAUCAAGGCAGGUGGAUGACUCUUUGAGCUUGGCAUGCUCCUGGGUGGCACAGCACAGGUGACGUGGACUGGGGCAAGGGCUUGUUCCACGGGCUUCUGUGUUGUUUUUUGUUUUUGUUUUUUUUUGAGAUGGAGUCUCACUCUGUCACCCAGGCUGGAGUGCAGUGGUGCGAUCUCAGUUCACUGCAGGCUCCGCCUCCCGGGUUCGUGCCAUUCUCCUGCCUCAGCCUCCCCAGUAGCUGGGACUAUAGGUACCCGCCACCACGCCUGGCUAAUUUUUUUGUAUUUUUAGUAGAGACGGGGUUUUACCGUGUUAGCCAGGAUGGUCUCGAUCUCUGACAUCAUGAUCCACCCGCCUUGGCCUCCCAAAGUGCUGGGAUUACAGGCCUGAGCCACCGUGCCCGGCCUGUUUUUUUUUUUUUGAGACGGAGUCUCACUCUGUUGCCCAGGCUGGAGUGCAGUGGCGCGAUCUUGGGUCACUGCAACCUCCACUCACUGCAAUCUCUGCCUCCCGGUUCAAGCCGUUGUCCUGCCUCAGCCCCCAAGUAGCUGGGAUUACAGACAUGUGCCACCAUGCCUGGCUGAUUUUUGUAUUUUUAGUAGAGACGGGAUUUUGCCAUGUUGGUCUGGCUGGUCUUAAACUGUUGGCCUCAAGUGAUCUGCCCACCUUGGCCUCCCAAAGUGCUGAGAUUACAGGUGUGGGCCACCGUGCCCGGCCCUGUGUUUGAUUCUUAAAUCUUCUUUUUCUUUUUAAUCUUUCUCUUUCUGGAGGACCACUCAGUGGAUAUGAGGAAGAGUUCACAGAUGUCCAUAUUACAUUCCUUUCUUAAAUUAGCCUCCCUUGAACACUGCUGUAGGGUACAGACGCAUGAAGGGCUGAAAGGGUGGUUGUGUCCCAGUAAGUGUGAGAGUGGAGCUGGUCUGUGAGACCCCGGUGCCGGUGAGGGCACCCGUGUGCGAUGGCCUGGGACGGGGGUGUGCGGAGCCCUGACCGUGGCACACGCCCUUCAGCUUUGAUGUUUCAGGCCCUUGCUCUGGUCAUCAGUGAGCAGAAGGUCUAACAGCAGUGAUAUUUAUCACUAGUUGUGUUGGCCAAUGUGUUAGGAGGGUGAAGCUGUUUGACUUAAGCUGCUUGAUUGGUUUGCAUUUAAAUAGACACCUGGUGGCCUGGUGCCUGGACACUUGCUCUGUGACCUGCCCCGUGUGGCUCCUCCCUCUGGCAUGCAUUAGAUGAGAUGGGCGUGUUUAGGGCGAUGUGGCCCUAGACUGGAAUGCAUUCGAAGUGCAAACCCUGCCCCACCCCAGACCUGCCCCACCCCAGUGUGACGUUAGGAGGCGGAGGCCCAGCAUCCUUCACCUGCCCUCCAGGUGGGUCUGAGGAUGCUGAGGUUUCAGAGCACUGCUUUGCUAGCACACCAGCGAGUCCUGCUUAAAGAGGCCAGGAUCUGAAAGGGCAGGUUACCAAAUUGUGUAGCAGAAAAAUAGAAAUGUUUCCUUAGAAGGGGUGUAGGAAGGAAAAUAAUUUCCUUCAUCAUAUCUGGAAAAGAUUUCAAAUUAGUAGGCACUAUUUGGAAUUAUUAGUGGUCUCCUGUAUUUCUUUCUUUCUUUCCUUUUUUUGAUACAGGGUCUCGCCCUGUUGCCCAGGCUGGAGUGCAGUGGUGCAAUCUUGGCUCCCUGCAACCUCUGCCUCCUGGGCUCAGGUGAUCCUCCCACCUCAGCCCCCUGAGUAGCUGGGACUACAGGCGCGCUACCACACCUGGCUCAUUUUUGUAUUUUUUUUUGUAGAGAUGGGGUCUUGCUAUGUUGCCCAGGCUGGUCUCGAAUUCCAGCAUUUCUUCUGCCUCAGCCCCCCAAAAUGCUUCUGUACCCCUGCCCCAACAAGGAAGGACAAGAGGUGUGAGCCACACACACGCCUGGCCUCCUGUCUUUCCUUGUUGGAGCAGGGAUGUAGAAGCACUUGCCGCAGCCGACUUGAGUACAUCUGACUUUACUUAGCUUUCCUCAUGGGUAGCCUGGCAGUGCUGUGCACCAGUGCUGCUGGCCAGCUGUUUUUUCAAUGUACUGGCAGAAAAUCAAGCUGACACCCGGGUUCCUUUCUCCCUGGGUACUGACCAGGUGGGAGAGGAGGGGCGUUGUGUGAGUAUCAUCUUCAUGAGGGCUGGUGGGGGAACAUCAGCUUUAAGGUGCCUGGGAUCUAAGGCAUGGAACCCAGCAGUGCAGAGGAACGUAGGGGAUGUAGCCUCGGGAGCAGAGAUGUGCGGGCCGGUGCCCUCGUUCCUGGCGGGGUCUGAGUGCAGGAAUAGGUUGGUGACCCAGCCGAGGUCACAAGACCUGCCUGGAUGCAUGGCUGGCGUCCGUGCUGGCCCCAAAACUGCCCAUUUGGGGAUUCCCCUCAGUCACAGACUCACCUAGGGGUCCGGAGAGCGUCCCCACUAUGACCUCAAAGAACGAGGUGUUGCCUUGAGAUCUUCCAAGGUGAGGGUAGGAUUUUUUUUUUUUUGCAAUUAGCAAUAAUUUGUUGUGAAUGAUCUUGGACCUAUUUUCCACUUCUUUGUAUAGGAAGAGAGACAGAAUAAAAAGUCUCAAUGUGCCAGAUGCCAUGUAAUGAAGCCAUGGGGUUAACGUUGUUGAUUAUUACGUAGCAUCACGUUAAUUGGAACAUAUUCACACGUGUCCACAGCGUGUGCGUGUGCCCAGUCCGAUGAGCACGUUGGGUUAGGGUCGCUGCUGGUUCAUGCAGCCCCUCUGGGUGGGGCUGUCUCUGUGGCUUGGCCAACACCCUUGCUGCUGCCACUGUUGGAGUCUCCAGCCUUGACCGGCCUUGCUGCCCCCAGGUUCUCGGAGCCUGCGCACCCUCUUCCCGGCGCCCACCCUCUUCCCGGCGCCCACCCUCUUCCCGGCGCCCACCCUCUUCCCCGCGCGCAGCCUCUUCCCCGCGCGCAGCCUCUUCCCCGCGCGCACCCUCAUCCCCGCGCGCACCCUCUUCCCCGCGCGCACCCUCAUCCCCGCGCGCAGCUUCUUCCCCGCGCGCACCCUCGUCCCGGCACGCACCCUCGUCCCCCGUCGCGUCUACCCGGGGUCUGUCGUGUGUUUCUACUCUGGCCAUGCCCGCCUCUUGCUGUGAGCUAAGUUUAUUGAGGUGCAGUAAGAAACCAACAGAGGGGAGCAGAGUCCGAGGCUGUCAGGGCGCAAGGGAGCCUUGGGCAUCUCUUCCCCAGCUCUGGCGACCCACCCUUCGGGUUGAAGUGCAGGGGAGAGGUGAGUUCUAAAGGUAAGGCUGCGGUGAUUUCCUGAGCCUUAAUUAUCUAACACUUGGCCAUCUGCCGUGUGACCCCAUCGAAGGGCACCUCUGGGGACAAAGCAAAGCCCUUGGUGGCCGUGGGCGGGGCGGCCGUGCCUGUCUGUGUGUCCUGCACCGGGAGCCCCGCCAGCCGUGGGGACGUUCAGGCACUUGCCACCUGUGGGAGGUGUGUGUUAGCCGCGUGGUAGGUGCGGAUGCGUGGAGGGACAGGCACAGGCCCACAGGCGUGGCGGGUAUGGGAGAUUUAGCCGCGUGGAGAUGCGUGGAGGGACAUGCACAGGCCCACAUGCGUGGCGGGUGUGGGAGAUUUAGCCGCGUGGGGAUGCGUGGAGGGACAUGCACAGGCCCACAGGCGUGGCGGGUGUGGGAGAAAGCGCGCAGAGUGCCCAGCAGAUGCCGCGUGGUCAGCGGAAGCCUUGGAUACAGGCCGGGCGGGGGAGGGACAUCUGGAAAUACGCUUUAAGCAGCAUCAAUGGAUAAUGCUGUGAUUUUCCUUCUUUUCGUGGUCCAAAACACGUUCUAGUGAUGUCGCUGAUUUGUGUGUACCUGGGACAAGGAACUAAAUAUAUUAGGGCCUUGAUGUAAUCUGUAAAACAGGCACAAUAUGCCUAUUUCAAAGAGGCAGUGGACAUGAAAGACUGCUCUAAACUAUUCAGUGCAAUGAGAAUGCUUCGUUGUCAUUAGCAAAGUAAAAUGCCUCCAAGGCGAGCUUGCCAUGCGUUUAAUGACCUUGGACGUGAGCUUCCUAAACCUGCCAGAAAGUGCUUCCAGCGUGGCUUCAUGCAGUGGCUUCAGUGGAGAAUGUGCAUAUGCGGCUGAUACUGAGAGCCGGGCAGCACCCUGACAGCCUGACACAUCCCCAUGUGUGGACCGUGAGCCGGGCAGCACCCUCCCAACCUGACGCGUCCCCAUGUGUGGACCGUGAGCCGGACAGCACUCUCCCGACCUGACACAUCCCCAUGUGUGGACCGUGAGCCGGGCAGCACCCUCCCGACCUGACACAUCCCCACGUGUGGACCGUGAGCCGGGCAGCACCCUCCCGACCUGACGCGUCCCCACGUGUGGACCGUGAGCCGGGCAGCACCCCCCGACCUGACGCGUCCCCAUGUGUGGACCGUGAGCCGGGCAGCACCCUGAUGGCCUGACGCGUCCACAUGUGUGGACCGGGAGCCGGGCAGCACCCUCCCGACCUGACGCGUCCCCAUGUGUGGACUGUGAGCCGGGCAGCAUCCUCCCGACCUGACGGGUCCCCUUGUGCCCAUUGUGGGACCUCCAUCAUGCAGGCAGGUGACAUGCAUCAAACUGAAUGCAAGGAGGAGGGUCCAGGAUUGUGUGCGGGCUCCGUGUCUCGUCCUUCUGAGGCCUUCUGGGAAGCCAGGAGGGCAGUGGGGUCUUUUGUGUGUUUCCUCCUGGUGGCCGUGGGUUUGUAGAAAUGGCUUUUUGCAAAAGGGCCCGGAGGCGGAAUUAGAGCCUGUCCUGGAAAGGAUGAUGCCUUCGCGGGCACCUCUUUCCAUUACUCCAGUGCUCCCGUGAUUUUAAAUAUGUGCACCCUGCAGACUUCAGCCUUCUAGUGUCCUGGGUGAAUAAAUGCCAGGAUUGCUCCAAUGCUGGCAAACCUGAAACAGGAAUUUCUCUGCAUUAAGUUUGUCACCAAAAUGGGAGGUAAGGGGAGAGGGGAAGGAACUUCUUGGCCUCGUCAGCCCUUUUCUUGAAACUCACAGUCAAACUUUGUCAAGUUCUAGGUGAUAGUGCUUGAGGCGAUGCACUUAUUUAUGUUAUGUCUUGUUUUCUGAGUACGGUGCUUCGAGAAUUUAAAUAUUUAGGUGAAAUUGCCAUGCACAGUUGAAUUGGCACCAUAAUUUGACUCUCUGUAAAGCCUUUUGGUUUCCUGUUAGAGUGACCAUUUUUUGAGUCAACUGAAGCAAACCCUGCUGUCAGCACGAAGGAGCCACUUUAUAGUUAGGAGAUCAAAUUAAAUAGAAUUCUCCUAAAUAGAGCGUGCUCUUUUCAUAAAUUUUAAAAAUUCAUUUAUUCAUCAAACACAUACUGAGUACUUAUCACCCUGGUUGCUAGUUACUGUUCAUAUAUGUUUUUAAGGAAUUACUUCCACCUAGCUCUGAAAUAACAUUGCAUUUAGAAUUUAGCCCAGAGGUGAUUAAGCAUGAGCUUUUCACAGCAGUCCUGUUUUCAUUUUUACUUGAGAACAUGUUCUCAGACUCGGUGCCCAGCUGACGUUACCUGUGCAUUGCCCGAGGCACACACCUGGCCGGGGCUGUGUCUCGGGGGCUUCAGAAGAGGAAGGAAGGGCUGCCAGGCAUCUGGCCCUUCCACGUUUCCCUGGUGGAGGGAUUAGGCCUUGGGCAGGAGUCUUGGCUUGUCUUAAUGGAUGAGCUUGUGUCUCUCAGUCAGCUCUGCCUUGGUGUUAAGCUCUGGACUGACUCUGACCUCUGAGUGGCAGAGGAGAGGACGGUGAUUUAGAAUCAGUCAUGCAGACCAGGGCACUCAGCGGGUCUUGGGUAAAAAGUGGUGGCAAUCGAUUGCUUGCCCUUUUGGGAGAACUGUGUGGAUUGACUCCUCUGAAGACCUCUUUGUUUUGAUUUUAUCUUGAGACUUUGUAGAAGCAAAAAUGCCUUUAAACAAAAUUAAAUGAUGGGCUUUUGUAAUGUUUGUGUCUCCCCAAGAUUCACAAUUGGAAUCCUCACCCCGGAGGAGAUGGUGCUAGGAGGGGGAGCUUUGGGUGGUGAGGAGGUCAUGAGGGUCUCAUAAAUGGGAUUUGUGCCCUCAUAAAAGGGACUACAGAGAGCUCCCUCGCUCCUUCCACUGUGUGCGGACCCAGUGAGAAGGCGCCGUCUGUGAACCAGGAAGCCCUCACCAGACAAACCUGUCAGGUCUUGACCAUGGACUUCCUAGCCUGAGAGCUGUGAGAAAUGAACUUGUGUUGCUUGUCAGCCCCCGCCCAGCCUAUGGUGUGUUGUUACAGCAGCCUAGGUGGACAAAGGCAGGUUGUGAAUUUUCUGUUGUUUGUCAGUCCCCGCCCAGCCUAUGGUGUGUUGUUACAGCAGCCUAGGUGGACGAAGGCAGGUUGUGAAUUUUCUGUUGCUUGUCAGCCCCCGCCCAGCCUAUGGUGUGUUGUUACAGCAGCCUAGGUGGACAAAGGCAGGUUGUGAAUUUUCUGUCAGAUUUUCUGGCUUCAGAUACCUGGUAGGGAAAUGUCACCAUCUUACGCAGGUGGGACCGUGUGGAAUCAGACGUUAUGUUAUGAUUUGACCCUGUUCUUGCCCCACGCCUGUGCAGUUCACACCUCCAGGUGUCUCGGCUGCCCGCGGCCCCUCCAGGUGUUUCUGAUGCGGGGAUGUGGGUGCUGGUGCACACGAGUCCCAUGUGGUGCCGGUCGCAGCUAUGCCGUCGGGGAGCAGGACUAGGAGCUCCCGCCCCUCGUGAACCAGCAGCCUCACCGGGAAGCUGCUGAGAAGUGUAUGACGGAAGGUGAUUGCGCCUCGAGACUGAAACUUCCUGUUUACAGGGAACUGAGGUGCAUAAGAGGGAAUUUAAUGAUGCCCUGAGAGACAGAUGCAUCUGGGGGACGUUCUGCAGGACGUUGGCCCCAGACUCUCGAAAAGUCAUCACAGAUAAAGGGUGUGAGGCUGUCCCUGACGAAGAUGGGGAAGGAGAGUCACUCGGCGCAGUGUGUGGCCCAGAUAGAAAAGACGUUUUCGGGAGAAUUGUGCUUAUUGAAUAUAAAGUGGACAGCGAUGCUCUGAAAUGGUUCUUGUCUGCCGAUGAUGGUUCUGCGGCUGCAGAGGGUCCUUUAUUCUUAGGGAACGCGUGCGUGAGGACUCGGCGAGGUGGCAGGAGCCUGUCACCUUCAACUGGCUCCAGAGGAGAAACGAAUCUGUCUCUCUGUAUAAUCUACAGAGAGAGAGAGUGAGAAAGCAAAUCUACCGAAAUGUUAGUUGUCGGAACUCCACGUGGAGAAAACUUGGCCACUCAUUGUACUGUUCUUCCACUUUUUAAAUAUGUUUGAACAUUUUCAUAAUGAAAAUGUGGGAAAGUAAAAAUACAUCUGGAAAUUGGUAUGGAAGUGAGUCAAGCCAAGCACCCUUGGGUUCAGCCGGGAAGAGCCGACGAGCCGACGAGCCGUUGGUGUUCUGUCGACUUGUGGGGAUUUCCUCCUCCUGGGUUCACCACCUAGUUUUCCUUGUGAUAAAGUUAUUUUGUAUGUAGCUAUGAGCACAGGUUGAUGCUGGAAACACACAUGUAGUGUGGAUUGUCAUUAAGAAUGUGGAGAACUGGCUAAAGAAACCACUUGUACAGUUUUGAGAUGAGCACUGCCUGCCUCAGCAUCUGUGGUAACGGCUUCACUUGGGUGCAGAGCUUGGCAGAGGUUUGAGUGACUCUAUCUCGAUGAUCGUCUGUCAGAGGACAAGGUUAAGUGUCACCACCGAGGACCCCGUUGAGCCUCUGGGCUGGAAGUAACUUCCCCUGGGCCGGUGAGGCAGCCUCUGGGGGUCUUUCCUGACAAGACCCUUCACUGAGCUGCAGUUUGGCCACCUCUGCCCUCGCCUCCCUGACUGCAGGGCCUCGAGGUCUCACCACCUCCAGCCUGAGCGCCCAGUGCCCAGGGGCAAUUUCCCGCCUUCCCCGGGGGCUCAGGAUGCUGGCUCCUGGGGCAGUGCCCGCAGCUGGGCCCCUCCUCCAGGGCUGGCCACGGCCUCCUGCUGUGUCAUACCAGCUGCUUCCCCGCAGCUGCAGCCCACACUGCGCGGCCGCUUCUGCUUCUGUUGGAUGAGGAGACGCAGGCCCUCGCCCAGGCCCCCAUGGGCCCUCAACGCCCCAGAGACCCGGCUUCCCGGCCUCGCCCCUGCUGGCCCUAAGGCUGUGCCACCUCCCCCUGCCCAGUCCCUGGUCUCUGUACAGUGUCUGUCCAGGACGUCUAUCCAUCCAUCCUUGACAACCUGUCCAGAUGAGGCCACUGUUAUCCCAGUCUGUGAGGGGCGAUCACAGCCCAGGUGCCGGCCGAUGUGGAGACGCUGAUGGACUUCAGUGUGCAGGAAAGUGAGUUCCUUCAUAUCCACAGCCAGCUGGGAGCCCACCCCAUUCACAGGUGGAUUUGCCUUGUUUUUUGGCCCAAUCACCUACAUUAAAUCAGAAGAAUCACAGUUCCCUGCUCUUCUGGUUUUUGUGACUGUCCGCCUCUCUCCUCUGCCUUGGAUUGGAGGGUGGGGUGUGUCAUGGGUUCGUGGAAUCCUCUCUCUGUUCUUGUGUAGCCACCAGGGACUGUUAUCCAGGCUGAUUCCACAGGAGGAGUUUGGGGUGAGUUCCUGAGCGAGAGUUGGGAAGACUGACGUCUGCGUAAAUCUUGCUUGUUCGUGGUUAUUCCUCUCAGUCUUCUUAAAUUCUGAAAAAUUGGGGGCCAAUUAGAAAUAAGGAUUUAGGUAUGGAUCGGUGAGGACAGAAUGUUGAUCUAAUUGGCUUUACGUUGUGUGUGAUAAUUUUACGCUACCCUCCGGAAGAACUUAAGAUGUUGACAGUGUCGUGAGAAUCAUUUUUUUCUUUUUCUUUUUCUUUUUCUUUUUUUUUUAUUUUUGAGAUGGAGUCUCGUUCUUUUUGCCCAGGCUGGAGUGCAAUGGUGCAAUCUUGGCUCACUGCAAUCUCUGCCUCCUGGGUUCAAACAAUUCUCCUGCCUCAGCCCCCCAGUAGCUGAGAUUAUAGGUGCUCACCAACACACCCAGCUAAAUUUUUGUAUUUUUAGUAGAGACAGGGUUUCACUCUUAAGGACGUUGUUCAGUAAGUACUAAUUGGUGGCCUGCCGUUGAACUAAUUUCAGUGUAGUACUGACAUCAUCAGCCACGGCAGAAACUUACUUGGCAUCCCUGGAAGAGAGGGCAGGGAAGCAUAGCAACCUGAAACCACCUCAUUCUCCAGCGCUACUUCCAACUCUGAGCUGAUGGUCAUUACGAGUGGAUCUGCCCUGGACAAGUAGUUUAGUGUAGCUGCCUUGGACGGGCAGGUGAAAAGUAACAAACCGCCAGAAAACUCAGCUAAUAAAAUGUUAGGAGAGACUUGGGGCACCAGGAAGGGGUGAGGCCUGUCUGUGUGCCAUCUGUGUGGAGCCUCAGUAUCUAGGGGACAGCGUUGACGCUGAGCCCCAGGUUUUUAUUAGUGUUUCCCUGAAUAAAACGCCACUCCUGAGCUGUGGACUGGGAGGCUCUUUCUGAUGAUUAGGCUUCAUAAUGCGGGAUCACUAGGCAAGGUGGAUGUGAGGGCCAUAGGAUCUGGAGACUGUCCAGGACUGCUUUCUGGAAGGCGGCCAGCCUGCUGGAGGGGGACAACAGGCUUGUCCCUUCAGCAGUGAAGCCACCAAAGAGAGUCUUUUUGAGAAUAAAAGAGAGAAGCUUUUAAGGAAAAAAAGCAGUUUCUGUCUCUGUUUGGGAGUUGAGUGCAUUUUCCUGCAUUUAUUCAGAGAUGUUCGUCAGUUCCCACUGUGUGCCGGGGCCCCGCUAUGGGGUAGGGUCACCCCACCGCGUACCUAACCCAGGAAAACUCGUCUGCAGUUAUUUCAGAGGCUGUUUGCAUUUCUUGUGCUUCAAUGGGUGGAGGGAGUUUUUCCUCCUACUGUUUUUAGUCAGUUUUCUUAAUCUAGCCUGUUACUGGGAUAAGUUCCAGAGCCGAGCAGUUUUAAAAACAAUCUUUGCACCUUGCAUGGAGAGCAGUCCAUCUGUGGGUGGUUUGUUCCUGGAGGUGCUGCAGUGGCCUUGGGUGACGCGAGGGCCCCCUGGCUCAGGAUGGGCCGAGAGAGGAAUGCGUGAGCAGUGGGCACCGGCCGGAGGCAGGGGAGGCGUGGCCACCUGUGGCUCGAACUCUCCCCAUCCACUCUACGGCACCACCUCGGACUCCCCGCGUCCGCUCUGCAGCACCGCCUCGGACUCCCCGCGUCCGCUCUGCGGCACCGCCUCGGACUCCCCCCGUCUGCUCUAUGGCACCGCCGGAAUGUGAACGCUGUUGCCCUGGACGUUUUCUCUCUCUGCUCAGUGCCCAGGCUCUUGGGUACACAGGCGGCCCCGGGUUUUAUUUGGAAAGGGUACAGAGAACAGUGAAGUAACCCACGUGCCUAAGCUUUGAUUGACAUGAAGAAAUGUAGAAGCUGCUGAAAUCCUGGUCAUUUUAGAACAAAGUAUCUUAUUAACAUUUUUCUAAAAGAAAGAAAUCAUUAAAAAAUUGAUCCCGGUUGAGGUAGAAGGAUCUCGUCCUCAUCCUCCUCAGUUCCUUCCAGAAUCAGCUUCGAGUUCAGCUGCAGAACGGGUUCUGGUGGUGGCUGGAGCAGCCCAGGAGGGUGCCGUUGCGUCUGAGUUCACACCGGUGCCUGUGUGGUCUCCAGUUACGGUGCUGGCCGUGGAGUCUGGGUUCACACCGGUGCCCGCAUGGUCUCCAGUUACGGUGCUGGCCGUGGAGUCUGGGUUCACACCGGUGCCCGCGUGGUCUCCAGUUACGGUGCUGGCCGUGGAGUCUGGGUUCACACCGGUGCCCGCGUGGUCUCCAGUUACGGUGCUGGCCGUCGGGUCUGGGUUCACACCGGUGCCCGCGUGGUCUCCAGUUACGGUGCUGGCCGUGGAGUCUGGGUUCACACCGGUGCCCGCGUGGUCUCCAGUUACGGUGCUGGCCGUGGAGUCUGGGUUCACACCGGUGCCCGCGUGGUCUCCAGUUACGGUGCUGGCCGUCGGGUCUGAGUUCACACCGGUGCCCGCGUGGUCUCCAGUUACGGUGCUGGCCGUGGAGUCUGGGUUCACACCGGUGCCCGCGUGGUCUCCAGUUACGGUGCUGGCCGUGGAGUCUGGGUUCACACCGGUGCCCGCGUGGUCUCCAGUUACGGUGCUGGCCGUCGGGUCUGAGUUCACACCGGUGCCCGCAUGGUCUCCAGUUACGGUGCUGGCCGUGGAGUCUGGGUUCACACCGGUGCCCGCAUGGUCUCCAGUUACGGUGCUGGCUGUCGGGUCUGAGUUCACGCUGGUGCCCGCGUGGUUUCCAGUUACAGUGCUGGCCGCUUGUACCUUUCUGGGAAGUUAGAAGGAGGAUCAUUUCAUCGCCUCCCUGUCCUCCCACACCUUGACCUAUACUGGGCCACCGCGAAUUCUUCCUUUUAACUGUUUCUCUCUUCACAGGCAACACUGGCGUUUUGUGGUCCACGUUUGCCUCUUCUGAAAACGGAUUCUGUGUUGCUUUAUAGAAUCACAUGGUCUCUUUUAUGAAUUUCGCUUUUCUUUCAUAAAAUAAUCGUGCUUUUAUCUCUUCAAUCUCAACUCUGUUCCCUGGCACAGGCUCUUCCCAGCUCAAAAAUUAAAAGUAAUCUUUGAUUACGCUUAAUACUUUCUAAAGUUUUGAAGUUUAUCAGCAUGUGGGUUACAGAACAUUGACUAUUUAUUUAAUGGAAAAUUACAUUCUAAGUAGAGUAUUAAAGUGAAAGGGAUCUUUUGAUUUUAUUAAAAUAUUCAGGUAAACAUAUGAAAAUGCCUUCGCCAAACUUCAUGCUUGUAUAUCAUGAAAACAUUAAGCUGCUAAGCUCUCUCUGCUCCCGGGAAUGCAUUAUUAGAGUAUGUGUUUGAAGGUGUCAUUCCAGUCUUAGUUUUAGGUAUUUUUUAAAGGGGUUGGCUGGAGAAGUGACAUUUAGCAUUGAGUGAAUGUUUGAUAAAGAUUUGUCUCUAUAUAAAAAUAUUUAAAAACAAUCUUUAGCGUUUCCUUUCAGGGUUCACCCAUUAAAGAAUGGUCUUGUAAAAAAAAAACAUGUUAAGAGUGUUGGCGCCCAGAGGUGCUACCCUGCCCACAGUUUCAUCAUCCGCUGUCGCCAGGUGACACGUCCAGUGUUUAGCUGCAUGUCAGACGUGGCCACAGGGCCACAGGACAUCCCUGCGGACGGAUGUUCUUAUGCAGAUUAAUUAGGAUGGAGACUGCUGCAGAACUGUAAACCCCCCAGGGGCUGACGGAAGCCUGGGAACACCCGAGACACCAGAAUCCGCUGCUACAGUGGGUGGAAGGAAACCUCCCUGGAAGAUGGGACAUGUAAUAAGGAGAAAGUACCAAGGCACGUGGUGCUUUGAAAACUGAGAUGUUUUAAUUAAAUUAACAAUUAAAAUAAUUUAAUUAUGUGAAUUAUUUGAACUCAUUUUAGUUCUUUUUAGGAAAUUAAUACUUUAAGCAAGUUUGUUUUUGUGAAUCGUUUGAAUUAAUUGAGUCAGCACAAAUGUUAGCAUUGAUAUCUGACCCCCUUCCAGGGUUGGGGCAGAGGAGAUGGGGGCGGAGGAGCCAGGCCUCCAACCCGCUUUCCCCUGGAGCUCAGCCAGAAUUCCCCAUUGAGGAGCCCUCAGCUCCCUGAGAGCCAGGAGCUCUUGCGGAGAAGCCACUGUCUGCACGCCACCUGCUUCGAUGACCCUGCUCUGCCAUCCCUGUGCUCCAAGGGCCGGGCCCUGCCGUUGCCUGUGCCAGACGGGUCUCAGGGAGAUGCCGGCCAGCAGGUAUGCAUGGCGAGGCCUGGGCAUCAAGGCCCGGAUUCUAUGGCUGCCAGUUUCAUUCUCUCGUUGUUUGUCCCCCUAGCAAGACUUAUGAGGUUCCUUGAGGACAAGACUCCCUCCUGCCACCUGGUCUGUUUCCUGAACAUUCACUGCACUAGCACGGCCCCGGGACGCAGCCCUUGGGAAUCAGGCCGUCGGCCAUGGUAGAGCGGCUGGCACUGCUCGGCACCGUGACGGACGUUGGCCGCUGUGCUUCACUUUGGGGACAUGUUUAAGUACAAAACUAAUUUUAAAAUUUCACCAUUAUUUCAAGACAGCUGAGAGCAUAUUAGCACAGAAUCCCUGGUCUAAAUGAAAUCGAAGAGUUCUUAUUAAUUAUUCAUAAUGCCAUGAAUAUGUUACCUUAUUUUUUAUAAUUGCCAGUCUGUAUAAUUAACCUUUCAUUUGGUUAAAGUACUUAACAUUAAGUAGAGCUAUAAUUACAACUGUUUUUAAAAGUAUAUGGAAGAAUGUUUAAAUGUUUAAUUAGAACCACUUUUUUUAGCUUCAUAAAGAAUUUUUUUUACUUGUCAACAAGGAUCUUUAAUUAUUUAAACCAAAAGAGCAGAACAGACCAGAAAAGAAAAACAACUAGUCAAGCUGGGAACUGCAAUGGUGGCGUCGUUCCGUGAGUCUCGGGUUUUGCUUCUUGGGUUUGUGGUCAGAGUCCUUACCUUUGAUUUCCUAACACAGGUUGUUAGAGUUGGAAGUGAGUGUGGAGAUGAGUUAAUCCGACUUUAUUCUUUCACGGAUGAGAAAGCGAAUUAUCUUCAGCAAGGUGGGUGCAGGUGUGGCCCCCGGGGGACACUGUGGGGAAUAGGCCGCCCUCGUGGGGAGCCAAGUUCGUCGUCUCCGGGACAGAGCCCAGGACACUUCCACGGCUGGCUGGCCUCUUCCUAGAACCCCACACAUUGCAAAGGAUGGAGUCCAGAUCUAUACUGUAAAGAAAUGAGGGCAGUUACAGAAAGCACCACAUUCUCGGCUGAGUGGCUCUGGGCACCCCAACGUUGGGACACCUCAGCAUCAUGUAUGGCGAUCCUCAGGCUGUGCCCAGCAGUGAGGCUGGGCCUGAUCAAGGCUGCGGUCUCCACCCUGAGAGCGAGGGCUUCCUUCCCCCAGCGCGGGUUAAAGCAGUGAGGCCGGGCCUGAUUGAAGCUGCGGUCUCCACCCUGACAGCUUGAGCUUCCUUCCCCCAGUACGGGUUAAAGCAGUGAGGCUGGGCCUGCUGGAGGCUGUGGUCUCCACUCUGAGAGUGAGGGCUUCCUUCCCCCAGUGUGGGUUAAAGCACCAUGUGUCCACCUAUGCAGUGGCUGGUCCCAGUGUGCCCUGAGGGGCAGAAACCCUGGGUCCUGCCGCUGGUCUGGGGUAUCUACUUCCCAUUCCUGCAGUUCCUGGGAGUGUCUGUGUGUCCAGGGGGCUCCGAUCCCUGCCUCAGGACCACGGGUGAGGGGUCAAGAUCGCCCGCUUUGGAGUUGGCCCGGAUCUUGGUUCUGUGUGGCUCUGGAGCAGUUUUGUCCUCAGGAGAGGGAUCCUCACAGCCGCCUCUUGGGACCAUGAGGAGAAUUAAUAGGAUGACCCCCAGGUAGCUACCGUAGCCCUGUGCAGGGCCAACCGUGUGUCUCCACCGCCAGUUCCUUCCGUCUGUGCUCCCACCAACUGUCACAUCACCAGCCUUUAUUUUCUUUUUCUUAGACCCAGACAGCGAGUGCCCCACUGGCCUCGGCAGCCCCUUCUCUAACUUGUCCUCAAAUCAGUUCCUCACGGACAGCCCUGACCAGCCAUUGGCAUGACCAAAACCCCACCAAAUAGAACCCAACUUUCCUAUUAAGCUGUGCAGAGCAGUCCCAGCCCCACUUCCCACAGGCUGACCUCAUUCGCCAUGGGAUCCGUGGUUCUCACCUGGGGCUGGGGGUGCCCCUGGCAUCUGGUGGGGAGUGUCAGGGAUGCCCUUCCAGGUCCAGGAUAGUCCCCCAGCUGGUGGCCGACAGACAGCAGCACACAGCCUGAUGUCCCUGUGGCUUCCGGUUCCCCGAGGCCAGCUGUGCUUUGCUGCCUCUUCAUCUUCUCAGACGGGUGCCCUCUCUCCACCUUCGCUGGUUAGCAAUGUUCAUCCAUUAGAGCUCAAAGCACUGCCUGCUGGCAGCACAGCCCCUUCUCCUGGCCCUCCGUCCGCCUGUGCCCCACGGUCUGUGCCGUGUCCCCGCCUUCCGCCUGUGCCGCAUGGUCUGUGCCAUGUCCCCGCAGGCCCAUCAGAGCGAGGCUCCCAGGGACAGAGCGUUUCCUGUUUGUGUCUCUGUCCCACCCUCUCUGGACCUGGCAUGAUGCCCGUUGCCAACAGAGGUCUUGGGUUGAUUGUCACCAAAGCAGAUAAUCUAUAUGGCUGUAAAUGGCUGUAAACAUGCUUGAUUGGGGUAUUUUUUAAGUAAUUGGAUAUGUAAACAUUUGAAUGUGACACAGGUGGAUUUUUGGGCCAAUGGUCUCGUUCUUCAGGGAAUAACCACAGGCCCAUCCACAAGGACCAUUUCUGGCUGAUUUAUGGAACACUGUUCUACCUGGUUAAUUUUGGACGUUAUCUCAGCCUGAGAGGUAGGUCAGCAAUGUGACGAAGAGCACUGGUUUGAAUCCUAAUCUGCUACUUAGAAGCUGCAUAUUUUCCUGCCACGUUCUGUGCCUCAGUUUCUUGCUUGGUUAGGUAGGAAAGGUAUGAGCUACCUCAGAGUGGUGAGUGAGGCCUGCAUCGAGUGUCCGCAUUAAAGUGCCGAAAACUGGACCCAGAGUGUUGAUAUUUAAAGACCUUUAAACAUUCCGAUGCUGCAUUUUAGUACCCCGGUAAAACAGCAAAGUCGUUACAGAUGCAGACACAGACCCUGGGUGAGGUGGGGGACUGAUGGUGGGAGGUGGGUCACCAACCCCGUAAUGAGGGCGUGGUCUGUUCGAGGCUGAAUGAAGUGCACGUCUUCACGUGUACCACGGUGGUGCCUCUCGUGAAGUCCUGUAAGCGUCCACGUGGCUGAGCCGUGCGGUCUGUUUGUGACGUCUGGCAGGAGCAGAGCUUUUGGGCGCAGCCUCGCUCUUGCGUGCACGGCCCUCAACGAUCUCAAAAGUCUGAGGCUUAAAGCAGGCUUGGGGUUUCCCUUACACCUCCCGGACAUCUAAUUUGCCUGGCAAACAUGUUAUUCUUGGGUGUAAAGGUGAAGGAGUGGGUGACUCUGGUGAAAGUGUACUAAUUACUGCACUUCUGGGUCAGUGGCGCUCGGUUGAAGACACUGUCUGCCCUGGGUGGACAUCUCUGGUGUGGUGAGAACCGGCGGCUGGAUGUCGCGAGGUUGCCAAGAAGAUGCCCGCUUUUUCCUUUUUCCUCAGUAACAAAACCCUACUUUGUUUAGGGAAGCAGCGAACCCAGCUGAAAAUCCAGUUCUCUUGUACGGCAGAGCGGCUGGUGACACAGGUCCAGAUGCUGGGAUGCUGAUGGGGGGUUUUGGAGAGGGAGGUGUCGGGAGGGUUUCCCGACCCACAGCAGCCCUGGGCCCUUGUCCGGCCUUCUUGCCCGGGGCAUGACGCCUGGAGGGAAAGCAGCUUCGGGGGCCUGAGGGCCACAAGGCAGAGUCCUGGUGUGUGGGGCAGGCCUGGGCCAGGCUCCUUGGAGGAUGUUACAGAGCCACUGCGUGUGCGGGGACCACCCAUCUCUGAGCCCCACGCGGAUUUUCCUCCAUAGCCGAGCGAAAUCCUGGUACGGCGAGCGAGGCAGUCAGAGGCACCUUUUGUGGAAGGAGGACAAAGCUGGAGGGAAGGAGGUUUUCCUAAAAGGCACAAGGCACUGAUACUGCGUUAGGAGUAAUUCCUAGGAGCGUGGUAGCUGGUGGGUGGAAAACUGUAGCCAAAGAAUAAAUGGGAAUGGCCCUUCUUGGUAUUUAACUGAUUCGUUCACGAAUGGUCCAAACAGUUGUAGUGAAAAAAACAUUUUGGACACCGAUGUUUUCAUCCUGCCUGACGAUCGGCGUGACCGUGGGGUGUUCCAUCCUUCCUGGGCAACAGUGAGAGGGCCUGACAAUCGGCGUGACCGUGGGGUGUUCCAUCCUUCCUGGGCAACAGUGAGAGGGGCUCAGGCCCUUCUGGCCCCAUGCAGGCAUUUCCCCAGGGUGUGUCCCCCGUCCUGAAUAGGCCGGAAUGCCUCUGGGUGCAGCUGAGCCUCUUGAAAAGGGAAGAGUCAUGUGACAUGCUCUCGGUGAACAGGAAAAUGAGGGAGGACAAGGAGAGGGGCCUGGAGGUGAGGAGGAUGGUGACCAACACCAGGGAUGGGAUGGAGGGUAACCCCGGGGACGGGGGACGGAGGGUAACUCCGGGGACGGGGGGACGGAGGGUAACACCGAGGAUGGGGGAUGGAGGGUAACACCACUUCUCCAGGUGCCUUUGGGGGAUGCUGCCGCCCCUCCCACCCCAGAGUGAAGUCAACAGGAUUCUGUCCCCAGGAGCCCCAGAGCCUGGCAGCUGGGAUUGGCCCAGUAUGAACCACUGUUCACUGGCUCUGCACCCUGGGACAGGCUCCCUGGUGUUUCCGCCCCAGUUUCCCAUCUGGACAGUGAGACCCUGACUGUCCCCGUCACAGGUGCACAUGGAGGCCUGGACUCUAGCAUGUCAUCGGCACUCGUUAGUGUCAGCCCUCGUUAGCGUUUCUUUUGUCGUGGUCCAUGGACGAAGUGGAUCUUGCUUUGUGUGUUCACAGACCUCCUGCUCACUUUACCUUCUGGGAACACUUUGUAAAUAGCUUCGUAUGUGGGGAGGACUCAAGUGAUUAAUUGAAUAUUUCAUCAGGUGCAGUUCUCUGUGUCCCAGCUUGCAAAACGCUCUUUUGACACAACAUUUGGUGAAAUUUCCAGGGACUCCUGUGGUCAGCCUCAUGGUUUCACUCUGUCACUUUCUAAUGCAGUGUUCUUUGGGAGUCUUUUAAAUUAGGUGCCCUCAUUUAAAAGUAAGUUUUAUAAUAUGCAGUUUCAGGUUACUUCUUUACCUUUGUGUCUUAGGCAGUGGCUCCCCACCUGUGAGUAGUCAGAAAGGUUCACGCAGUUUUCCAGGGCGGCCUUUGCAUUUACUGGAACUAUUAAGAGCUCGUUCCUGCUUCAGCCGUGAUUGAAGCGCAGUGUGCGUGAGGCCGUGCAUGGCUUAGCAUCUUCUGCAGGCUAGAGGUCACUUUCUGUCCUUCCCCGAGCCUGCUCUGCUGUGCUGAGUGUUCCCUGUGGGCGACGGUCACGCUGUCUGGCACAGGCCACCGAGGCCACAGGGCAGGCUCCCCGUAGGGGAGCCUGCAGAAAGGCAGAGCCCGGCCUCUUCGCGGCCUUUCACAGGGAGCAGAAAGCGUAAGCCUGUUAUUAGAGCUGUGCUAGCCCAGAAAGCCUCCGAACAGUGUUUAAUUUAGGAAUCGGCUCCUACCAACUGCCCAUUUUUAGGAUGUAUUUGAGUUUUUGUGAUUUUUUUUCUGCACUGAAGCUACUGUGCUGGCUCUGAGUCACUGUCAUGGGACUUCACGUUGCCCUGACGGGAAGCGGCGGGGGAGGAGGGCUGCGCAGAGGCUUGCGGCCGUGAUAAUGAAGGGCUUGUUGCCUCUUGGGACAGUGAGUUCAAGCUGUU
Homo sapiens (human) is the source of this 29261-nucleotide messenger RNA. RefSeq lists its product as uncharacterized. Bases 5762 to 7516 code for a protein of 584 amino acids. Lineage: Eukaryota; Metazoa; Chordata; Mammalia; Primates; Hominidae. The record is from RefSeq and is a predicted model, not a curated record. The transcript has a single exon.